AUGGGUUCGCUCAACGAUCAGGUCAAUGGCAACGGCACUGCCCACCGCGACCCUAUCAAUGUCAUCAUUCCCAUCGGUGGCAUUGGCUCGCGGUUUGCGAAGCAGGGCUACCGAUACCCCAAGCCGCUCAUCAACAUUGUAGGCCGGCCGAUGCUGAUGUGGCUUAUCGAUAACCUCUCCCUACAGUCUGGCGACACCCUCUGGAUGGCCGUCAACGAGGAAAUCGACAACGAGUUCCGGAUCGGCCAGCUCAUCACCAAAUCUUUCCCCAGGAUCGACUUCAGACUCCACAGGCUGAGACACCAGACUAAGGGUGCCAGCGAGACGCUCUACAUCAUCUCUCAGAGUAUGACCAAGGAGCACCUCACCCGCAAGACUGUUUCACUCGACUGUGACACGAUCUACUGGGGGGACGUUCUGGAGGAUGUCCGACGCAUGCCCAAGGGCCAUGGUGGUUGCUUCUACUUCACAGACGAUGGCGACAAGCCCAUCUUCUCCUACAUCAAGACGGAGCCAAAGGACGGCCUCGAACGCAUCGUGGAUAUUCGCGAGAAGAAAGCUAUUUCAAACAAGGCUAACACGGGAGCUUACGUCUUUCCUAGUGGUGCUGAACUCAAAUCAUGGGCGUCCAAGAACCUCGACAAGGAGACCAGCCCCGAGGUGGGCGAGUAUUAUACUUCACAAACAAUCUCACAGAUGAUUUUUGAGGGUGGCAUACCAUUCCUGGGCAUGCCUGUCAGCAAGAAGGAUUUCACCGUUGUCGGUACCCCUGAACAGCUUCAGGCUCUUCUCAAGCAGCUCAGCAGCUCGAAUAAGGGCGAAGUACCGAUCAAGAUGAAGAAGCGUCGUUUCUGCUUCGACCUCGAUGGAACCUUAGUGGGUUAUCCCGAGGUGAAGGGAGACUACUCAACCUGCCCGCCCAUUGACAAGAACAUCCGACUUGUUCAGCAGCUUUUUAAGGCUGGGCAUCACAUCAUCAUCCAGACUGCCCGCAGGAUGAAGACCCACGAUGGCAACGUGGGAUCUGUUCUCGCGGAUAUUGGCCCUGUUACCUUCGCACAACUGGCCAAGUACGAGAUUCCAUUCCAUGACAUCCACUUUGGCAAACCCUGGGCGGACGUCUACGUUGACGAUCUUGCCGUCAAUGCCAAUCUAGAUACCAUGCGCGAGAUAGGCUGGCUAUUGGAGGAAUCCGAUCCUUCUUCUUCUCUUCUUGGCGAGGAUGCUCCGCCGGUGGACGACUCGGCUAAGAAGGAGGGCAUGAUCGCGGCACGCGAUUUCAACACCAUCCAGAUCGUUGGUGGCAAGGUCGUUAAGUCAUCCAAGUCUGAGAACAUCCUUGGCGAGCUAUACUUCUACUCUCACAUGCCGAAGGCGCUGUCGCACAUCUUCCCCAGUGUCUACAGUGUCGACUACAUUCCCGAGACCGGCACGUACAACACUAUCAUGGAGAACCGUCGUGGUUUAACCUUCAGCCACCUCCUUGUUGGACGCUCCAUCACGAAGGGACGCCUGCUUAGCUUCCUAAAAGCUCUUCAUACCAUCCAUGCCACCCCUAACCCCGAGAAGCCGAGCCUCGAAAUUCCAGCAGCUUUAGCUGCUAAAUUUGCUAAGCACUCCGUUGAUCAGUCCAGUCAUGGAGUAAACAUCUACGCCAACUACGGCAGCAAGCUGCGUACCCGCUACGAGAAGCACCGCGACCGAUACGAUGCUCUCGGUCCUCUGGCAGAGAAGCUGUACUCUAGGCUUGACGAGUUUCUCGAUACCUACGAAGCCGAGGACAAGGGCGUGUACGCGGAAGUCAUCCAUGGUGACCCCGUUUUUAGCAAUGCUAUUAUGUCCAAUGAUGGGCAGCUAGUAUCCUUCAUCGAUGUACGGUGCCGACAGGAAGAUCUUUUGACCUCGGCUGGUGAUAUCCAUUACGAUCUUGCGAAGGUCCUGCAGUCCCUCUGCGGCUACGACCACAUCCUCUUUAUGGCCGCCAAUGAAGCCGAUCUCACCGGAGCCCUCGAGGAGGGUGCCGACCAUCUGUUGGACGAGGCCGACCGCGACCUUCUAGAGGAGUUGCGUGGCUAUUUCUUCGAGUUCCUGGAGGAGACUUACGGGGUGCGCAUUCAUCGCAAGACGCUGUACCGCAUCACUGCCAGUUUAUACUUCAGCUUGAUUCCUCUACAUAACCCUGCUCUCGGCGCUGUCUUCCUGCGCAUGUGCAAGGAAACGCUCGAUAAAGCUUACGGCAUCUCAGCCAGCAGCGGCCACCGGACGCCAAGCGGAAAGCCCCUGAGCAGGCGACCCAGCAGCCUAUUCGACGAAGCGAGCUCUCCCCAGCCUCAGACUGUGACGAGUCCCAGCGUGAACGGCCGUCUGAGCGCGCCGACCGUUGUGGUUGGGAAAUAA
Messenger RNA from Phaeoacremonium minimum UCRPA7, 2397 nucleotides. Its product is annotated as putative phosphatase iiic protein. Bases 1 to 2397 code for a protein of 798 amino acids. Gene Ontology annotation, biological process: biosynthetic process. The record is from RefSeq and is a predicted model, not a curated record. The transcript has 3 exons. NCBI's taxonomy places the organism in Eukaryota, Fungi, Ascomycota, Sordariomycetes, Togniniales, Togniniaceae.